AUGUCCACUAUCCCAUCCUUUGACGAUCUUCCCCCAGUCCCAGGAUAUCCUGAUAGCAGGUGUUCCUGGGGAAUCUUCGAUAGAGAUGGCCAGAAAGACCUCUACGGAACACUCAAUUUCAUCACCCCUGACAUCGUGAAGUCGGCUGCCGCACAGAUCCGCGACGGUAUCUCCAUCUCGCUGAACUGGCCGCUCGGGGGCAUAAAAAUUCAAGGAUUUUUUCGCAAGCGACUUGCUCACAGUGUGAAGAAAUUGGACGACCCAGCCGGGAAAACUUUUGCAUUUGACGAUGAGGUAGAAUUCAAUACCCAAUCCAGCAGCCAGUGGGACAGCCUUUGUCACUUCCAGCACCUCCCCUCCGGUCUAUCGUAUAACGGCAGCAAACCAACAGUUGAGGCCCUCGAAAGAAAUGACACGCUUCCCACCCUAAACCACUGGCACACCCGCGGCGGUCUCACCGGUCGAGGCGUCUUAAUCGAUUUCAAAACCUAUGCCGCCGCGAAAGGAAUUGAAUAUUCCCCCUUCUCAGCAUUCCGAAUGAGCACCGCAGAUAUCGAGGCAGUGGCAUCCUACCAAGGCACCACCUUCCACAAAGGCGAUAUUCUUAUAAUCCGCUUCGGAUUCACAGAGGCGCUGGGACCAAUGAACGGAGAAGAACAAGUAGCCGCGAUGAGCACACACCAGGCUUGCGGACUCGAAGGAAGCAAGGAUGUGGCGCGAUGGCUAUGGAAUCGACAGUUCGCCGCCGUUGCUACCGACAAUCUAGCUGUUGAGGCUAUCCCGCCUAUUAUUGAUGGGGUGGAAGGGUCGCCGACUGAGCUUGUGCUGCAUCAGUGGUGCCUUGGUCUGCUUGGGAUGCCACUUGGAGAGCUGUGGGAUCUCAAGGCUCUCGGGGAGGAGUGUAAGAGGGCCGGGAGGUAUAGCUUUUUCUUGACCUCGGUGCCGUUGAAUGUUCCCGGUGCUGUGGGUAGUCCGCCAAAUGCUCUGGCUAUUCUGUGA
This is a messenger RNA of Aspergillus alliaceus, 999 nucleotides long. RefSeq names its product cyclase family protein. The transcript has 6 exons. Lineage: Eukaryota; Fungi; Ascomycota; Eurotiomycetes; Eurotiales; Aspergillaceae. The coding region runs from base 1 to 999 and encodes 332 amino acids. The record is from RefSeq and is a predicted model, not a curated record. Gene Ontology annotation, molecular function: arylformamidase activity.